AUGGCCUUCCUCUGGAUCGUCUCCUGCCUCGCCUUCGUCAGCGCCGCCUAUGGCUGCGGUACCCCAGCCAUCCCCCCGCAGGUGAGCGGCUACGCCCGCAUCGUCAACGGUGAGGAGGCGGUGCCUCAUUCCUGGCCCUGGCAGGUGUCUCUGCAGCAAUCCAAUGGCUUCCACUUCUGUGGAGGAUCUCUGAUCAAUGAGAACUGGGUGGUGACUGCUGCUCACUGCAAUGUCAGCCCCCAAUUUCACCGUGUGAUUGCUGGAGAACAUAAUAAGGGCUACGGCUCCGACGAAGACGUCCAGAUACUGAAGCCUGCCAAGGUGUUCACCCACCCCCAGUGGAACCCCCGUACCAUCAACAAUGACAUCGCCCUCAUCAAGCUGGCCACCCCCGUCCGCCUGGGCACCAACGUGUCCCCCGUCUGUCUCGCCGAGUCCGCCGAUGUCUUCGCUGCCGGAAUGACAUGCGUCACCUCUGGCUGGGGUCUGACCCGCUACAACGCUCCCAGUACUCCCAACACGUUGCAGCAGGCUGCCCUCCCCCUGCUGUCCAACGAGCAGUGCAAGAAAUACUGGGGCAGCAACAUCUCCGAUGUGAUGAUCUGCGCCGGAGGAGCCGGAGCCACUUCCUGCAUGGGUGACUCUGGUGGUCCUCUGGUCUGUGAGAAGGACAACGCCUGGACUCUGGUCGGUAUCGUCUCCUGGGGAAGCAGCCGUUGCUCCACCUCCACUCCUGCUGUCUAUGCCCGUGUCACCGAGCUCCGUGGCUGGGUGGACCAGAUCCUCGCUGCCAACUAA
This is a messenger RNA of Chelmon rostratus (copperband butterflyfish), 798 nucleotides long. Its product is annotated as chymotrypsin B. The record is from RefSeq and is a predicted model, not a curated record. Gene Ontology annotation, molecular function: serine-type endopeptidase activity. NCBI's taxonomy places the organism in Eukaryota, Metazoa, Chordata, Actinopteri, Chaetodontiformes, Chaetodontidae. The transcript is spliced from 8 exons. Gene Ontology annotation, biological process: proteolysis. Bases 1 to 798 code for a protein of 265 amino acids.